AUAAAUAAUCCGAGUCGGCCUCCCACCAAUCACAAAACUCGGUCAACUCUCGACAGCUCCAGACAUUAGCCGCCAGUUCAAAACUAAGGCCAAAAUGAAGUUCCUUUUCGUAGUCGUUCUCAUUGCUCUGGCCAUCCAGUUGACAGUAGCACAGAGCUCCACUGCCACAACGGAAGCCGCAACGACCACAACGACAGCUGCGUCCACAGAUACGACCACGACGACAGCGGCAUCAGUGACCAGUGCUACGACCAAGAAAACAAAUAAGCUUUGCUGGAGGGGAAACAACUGGUGCAACACCCGUCAGCAGGUCAAGUGCAAGAACCCCAAGAAUUGCAUCAAGACCAUCGUGGUGGUGCGUCGCCAUAGAGGCUAGAAUAAGUCAGUUUUGUACAAAUUAACAACCAAUAAAUAUCACGAUUGUUACGAAAGCAUACA
This is a messenger RNA of Drosophila pseudoobscura, 438 nucleotides long. RefSeq lists its product as uncharacterized. The record is from RefSeq and is a predicted model, not a curated record. Lineage: Eukaryota; Metazoa; Arthropoda; Insecta; Diptera; Drosophilidae. Bases 95 to 376 code for a protein of 93 amino acids. The transcript has a single exon.